AGAAUUAGAGCGAGAGUGGCAAGCUGACAAGACAUUUUACAUCGGGGGGACGACCAAGAACAAGAUCAAGAUGGGAUGUACUUGCAGUGGUCAACGUUUGGACGACAACGUCCACAAAAGAAGACAUUCUCGGGAUUCCAAUGCGUCGAAUCACAUGGUUUGGGGCGGAAACACUUUUUGUGACAACGAUGAUGUGGUGUUUGUGGCGCAGCAUGACUUCAAGCCAACCAACCACAGAGAUCUCUCAUUCGGGAAGGGGGAUCAGUUCCAGGUGCUGCAAGAGAACGGAGAAUGGUUGCUGGCUCGGUCGUUGUCCACCGGACACGAGGGUUUCAUACCGUCUAAUUACGUCGCAAGAGCCGACACCCUGGAGGUGGAGAAGUGGUUCUUUAAGGACCUGAGCAGAAGAGAAACCGAAAGGCUGCUACUGGCGCCCGGAAACAAACAGGGGGCCUUCCUCAUCCGGGAAAGUGAGACGUGCAAAGGUUCCUUCUCGCUGUCCGUCAGAGAUUUUACAGCGGAAACGGCCGACGUAGUGAAGCACUACAAGAUCCGCUCUCUGGACAACGGAGGCUACUACAUCUCCCCGUCCUGCACCUUUUCCUCCCUGCAGGAGCUGGUCAAACACUACACAUGUAUGGCUGACGGUUUGUGCCAGCGUCUAUACGCUCCCUGCAAGAAGAAGCCCCCCCUGCAGCCAUGGGCUCCGGACGAAUGGGAGAUCCCCAGAGAGACCCUAAAACUGGUGAAGAAACUCGGGGCCGGCCAGUUUGGAGAAGUGUGGAUGGGCUACUAUAAGAACAUGCUGAAGGUGGCCGUGAAGACCCUGAAGGAGGGAACCAUGGAGCCGCACGCCUUCCUGCAGGAGGCCAACCUGAUGAAGCAGCUGCAGCAUGAGCGGCUGGUGCGACUGCACGCUGUGGUCACAAAGGAGCCCAUUCUCAUCGUCACAGAGUUCAUGGUCAAUGGGUGCCUACUGGACUUCUUAAAAACGGACGACGGGAAAAGGCUGAAGCUCAAUAAGCUGAUAGACAUGUCAGCACAGAUAGCGGAAGGCAUGGCGUACAUCGAGAGCCAGAACUCCAUCCACCGAGAUCUGCGAGCCGCAAACAUCCUGGUCAACGACACGUUGCACUGUAAAAUCGCAGACUUUGGUCUGGCCAGGCUUGUGGAGUCUGAAUACACUGCUCAAGAAGGUGCUAAGUUUCCCAUCAAGUGGACAGCCCCAGAGGCCAUCAACUUUGGCACAUUCAGCAUCAAAUCAGACGUUUGGUCCUUUGGAAUCCUCCUGACAGAAAUUGUCACCUACGGAAGAAUACCAUACCCUGGGAUGACAAACCCGGAGGUGAUCCGCAACCUGGAGUGCUCGUUCAGGAUGCCGUGUCCAGAAGGCUGUCCUGAGGAACUCUACCACAUCAUGAAGGCCUGCUGGAAGGAGAGGCCCGAGGAGCGACCCACGUUUGAAUUCCUGCAAAACAUGCUCAAUGAUUUCUUCGUCGCCACCGAGGGACAAUACGAAAUGCAGCCGUGACCAAAGAUUGGGUUGUAGGUGACGCCAUUGUGGAUCCUGACAGGACAACAUUCAUGUUGUAUGGAAAGCAGUUAUCAGACGGGCAAAGAUCAACACAGGGAAACAUCUGCACACACACACUUUUCAUUCAAUCACCAUAUUUACACUCCAUACUGUAGAUAUCAUACAGGUUUUUUAAACGAAUAGCAAAUAAUGUGAACAAAAUUGUAAUAUUAUAUAAUUAUUGUAUAUAAUUUUAAGUAUUUGUUAUAUCUAUAUAUUUUUUCAAUUCAAUAUUUUUUUUACAUUUUGUUAUUGGUUUAAUGAUCAAUUUAUUUGAAACUGUAUGAAAAGUAUACAAUUGAUGUUUUAUAUAUUUAGUGAAUUAUACAUGUAUUACCAAUAUUACAUAUUUUGAAUUCUUCAUUUUUUACACAUAUUUAAGGAUUUAAAUACAGAAUAUUUGUAAACACACAUUUUUCUUUUUUAAAUUGGCAAAUAAUGUGAACAUAAUUGCAUUAUUAUAUAAUUAUUUUAUAUCAUCUUAAGUAUUUGUUAUAUGUUUACAUUUUUUCAAUUCAAUAUUUUUUAAGAGUUUGUUUUUUCUUUAAUGAUCAAUUUAAUUGAAACUGUAUAACAAGUAUACAAAUAAUGUUUGAUAUAUUUAAUUAAUUUUAUAUGUAUUAUAAUUAUUAAAUAUUUCAAUUUUUUUUUUUUACACAUUACUGGGGAUUGAAAAUUAGAAUAUUUGUAACAUACACCUGGGGAUAGGUUGAUUGGCAACACUAAAUUGGCCCUAGUGUGUGAAUGUGAGUGUGAAUGUUGUCUGUCUAACUGUGUUGGCCAAGCGAUAAGGUGGCGACUUGUUCAGGGUGUACCCCACCUUCCGCCCGAUUGAAGCUGAGAUAGGCGCCAGCGCCCCCAAAAGGGAAUAAGCGGUAGAAAAUGGAUGGAUGGAUGGUAAACACACUUUUCUUUAAUGAUUGGCAAAUAAUGGGAACAGAAUUGUAUUAUUAUAUAAUCAUUGUAUAUCAUCUUAAGUAUUUGUUAUAUGUAUAUAUUUUUGCAAAUCAAUAUGUUUUGCAUAUUGUGUGAUUGUUAAUAUGAUCAAUUUAAUUGAAACUGGAUAAAAAUUAUGCAAUUAAUGUUUUAUACAUUUGAUUAAUAAUAUAGGUAUUAUAAUUAUUACAUAUUUUAAAAUGUUCUUUUUUUACACAUAUUUGGGGAUUUAAUAUAGAUUAU
Molecule: messenger RNA, 2752 nt
Organism: Nerophis ophidion (straightnose pipefish)
Lineage: Eukaryota; Metazoa; Chordata; Actinopteri; Syngnathiformes; Syngnathidae
Gene: blk
Product: BLK proto-oncogene, Src family tyrosine kinase
Exons: 13
Coding region: 71-1531 (486 amino acids)
Biological process (GO): cell differentiation; innate immune response; cell surface receptor protein tyrosine kinase signaling pathway
Cellular component (GO): extrinsic component of cytoplasmic side of plasma membrane
Molecular function (GO): signaling receptor binding; non-membrane spanning protein tyrosine kinase activity; ATP binding
Source: RefSeq, a predicted model, not a curated record